AAUUUGUCAUAUAAGACGUUUACACUUUAUAGAAGGUGUAUUUUUGUCACUUUUUUUAAAUAAUUUGGUGGUUUUUUAUAACAAAAUUUACAGAUAUUUUUGUUGGCAAAAAAAUAAUUUAGGAAUAUUUUUAGUAGUUUACCUGAGAUUAAAUUAAAAGAAUUGAAUAUAUCACAUUAAAGUAUAAAUAUACUACCAACGCAAGUUGGCAGGUCUGUGGAGGAUGGGAAUAGAGUUUGCUUGGGAAGGUCGCUCACUUUGUGUGCCUUUAUAGUAUCCGAGAAAUUAGUCAUUGGGUUAUCGGCUUGAUAGAUACCUGCUGCAUACUAAACAAAAAAAAUUAUAAAUAUACUAAUAUUUUAUGCUACGAAGGGAAAAUAUGCACAGAAGUUUGCAUCCGAGGUAUUACCUAGUCAACAUGCUUUCAUGUAUGAGGAAUCCUAUGUACAUCCUUUUAGGAUCAUCCUAUGUCAACAUCCUAGAGCAAGAUCAGAAUCUGAGUCCUGACGCCGAUUCUCCAAUCAUAUGGGUUUCAUAAUAUAAAUUUUCUUUUUCCAUUUUUUGUACAAUUCCCAUGAAACUGCAAAGAAUAGCUUCUAGAUUAGGCCAUCCACAAUAUUAAGAAAUACUAAACCCAUAAAGUACAUCUUGCGGCUGAGAAUUUCAUCAAAGUAAAGUAACGUUUUGUUGGUUUUUGUAAUGCAUGAAUCAUAAGUCAUACAUAGCAUAUAAUGAGGUUUGGCCAUUCCUUGGCUUAUCAAUCUAAUUUCUAUCCGUUCUAAUUUUCUACAAAGGGUACCAUACAAAUUACAAUAAUUAAAAAUGUCAAUAUGGAAAUUCCCAACUUUCUUUCUUGUUAUGUUUACGUUCUUCUCUUGUUCUUUCUCUAGCAUUUUCACAAUAACCAACAACUGUCCCUAUACUAUAUGGCCCGGUACCCUCUCCGGCGCAGGCUCGCCAUCACUUGCAACAACCGGAUUCCGUCUAGACCCCGGCCUAAGUGUGAAACUCACAAGUGUUCCUGGGUGGUCCGGCCGGAUAUGGGCAAGGACUGGUUGCACUUUUGAUGCAACCGGAACUGGCAAAUGCCAAACCGGCGAUUGCGGAGGAAGGCUUGAGUGUGAUGGAAAUGGUGCUGCUCCUCCUACCUCCUUGUUUGAGAUAACGCUUGGUAAAGGCACUGAUCAAGACUAUUAUGACGUGAGUAUGGUAGAUGGUUACAAUUUACCAUUGCUUGCUCAACCACGAGGUGUAUAUGGGGGUGCUGCUUGUAAUGCCACAGGUUGUGUUACUGAUAUUAAUAGAGGUUGUCCAAAAGAACUUCAAGUGGUUGGUGGAGAUGGAUACCAAGAUGAAGGUGGUGUAGUAGGCUGUAGGAGUGCUUGUGAGGCAUUUGGGUCAGACCAAUACUGCUGCAGUGGAGCAUUUGCAAACCCAACAACAUGCCAGCCCUCUUAUUAUUCCACCAUUUUCAAGAGGGCUUGUCCAAGAGCCUAUAGCUAUGCAUUUGAUGAUGGAACAAGCACCUUCACUUGCAAAGCUUAUGAAUAUGACAUUGUUUUUUGUCCUAGCAGCUAUAGGUAUGCACAAAAACACUUUUCUCUCCCUUCAAUUCAAUUCCUGAUUAGUAGUCUUGUAUGCUCUUAG
Molecule: messenger RNA, 1647 nt
Organism: Arachis duranensis
Lineage: Eukaryota; Viridiplantae; Streptophyta; Magnoliopsida; Fabales; Fabaceae
Product: pathogenesis-related thaumatin-like protein 3.5
Exons: 2
Coding region: 823-1647 (274 amino acids)
Biological process (GO): defense response
Cellular component (GO): extracellular region
Source: RefSeq, a predicted model, not a curated record